Sphaeramia orbicularis (orbiculate cardinalfish) is the source of this 4751-nucleotide messenger RNA. RefSeq names its product pleckstrin homology domain containing A4 (gene plekha4). The transcript has 24 exons. The coding region runs from base 286 to 4236 and encodes 1316 amino acids. The record is from RefSeq and is a predicted model, not a curated record. Lineage: Eukaryota; Metazoa; Chordata; Actinopteri; Kurtiformes; Apogonidae.
AUACUCUUCCCAUGGUCCCUCCCUGCUACCACGGCGACGCAGCUGUCACCUGUCAGUUUGAUGGCGGGGAUGCGCACUAGCCUGUUAUGGCUCAGAAUAGAAUGGUGGCAGAGUUUAGCUGGAAGAGCACAACACCAAGUCUGUGAAAGAAUGAACAGAUGACAAGGGGGAAAAAAUCUCAGCUAUAUGGGAAUGUGGCAUAUGUGCACUUUGAGGUUUCUGGGUGUUCUUCAUGGGAGUGACUGACUACCUCUAAAGGAGAGACUUUGGUUCAGAUUGAGUUGAAUGGAGGACCAGGACAGAGUGAGCCAAGCGUCCAGUGUGGCCACUAUUUCCUACUUCCCUGUCAGAAAGGAUGGUGAUGGAAAGGUGCAGACAUUUGGGAAAAGAUGUCAGGCUGCAAAGAGAGACCCCAACUGUCCUGUGGUGAUCAGAGGAUGGCUUAAUAAAAAAGAUAGCUCUGGUUUGAAGCUGUGGAAGAGAAGGUGGUUCGUCCUCUCCAACUACUGCCUGUUUUACUAUAAAGACAGUAGAGAAGAAUCUGUGCUGGGCAGCAUCCCACUCCCAAGCUAUAAGAUUCUGUUCUGCACACCACGGGAAUGCAAGAACAGAAAAUUCACCUUCAAGGUGGUGCACCAGGGAAUGCGUUCUUAUUUCUUCAGUGCUGACACUCAGGAGGACAUGUUGGGCUGGGUCCGAGCCCUCAGUCAGUCUGCUGCGAUGGAGCCAGAAAGUUCCCUGUACAGGCGUUGCUCAAGUUAUCAGGAUUUCACACACAUAGGUGGCAGCAGCGAGUCUGAGGACUUCCCCCGAUCCCCAUCUGAUGGAGAAGGACCCCCUCAAAAACACAGGCACGUCAGCAGAACUCUGAGUGAACCAAGUCAUCUGAGUGGUGGGAGAGUGGGGACGUCACACACGGAGCAGAGAGGGAGGCGGAGUGUGCAUCAGAGGAACAGCAGCCCUUCAGCCCGUACACCCAGCCCGCUUGACUACAACAGAAGAAGAGCCUGUGGUCCAAACCCAGAUGAUCCUCUUCACUACAUCUCCGGUGAAAACACUCCCCCCACACAGGCAGAAAUGAUGGGAACAGGCUCUUUGCCCUCGAGGGCUCAACUGGGUUCACGACCUCAUACACCAGUGGGAAGGGUUGACAUUCGACCUCAGGACGACCCGGUCAUGAUGCCUCAGAACCUGUAUUAUGCACCUGCUUCCCCGAAACUGGAGUUCAAGUCAACUCCUACCACUCCAGUCACAGAGAGGUGGCAAAAUCUAAGCAAGCCCACACCUACAUAUGGCUCUGUCCAUCAUAUCCCAGCUGGACGAAGGCCUUUAGGAAAGAGCUACUCUACGGGGGCACAUGCAGAUUUACUGCCCCCUUUGCCCCCCUCAUCGAGAGCUGCACAUGUUUCCCACCCAACACAACACCACCACCACCAUCAUCACCAUCACCGCAACCAUUUAUCUGUUUGUGUGCUGCCGGCAGCUAUGCCCCAAAAGCCCGACCCAAGGGAAUCCCAAACAAUGAGACCCCUCGAAAGCGAUGCAGAUGCUGUGUUGACAAGGUUGUGUGGGUGUGACAAGCUGCUCCAGUCUCUGUCAGUGGAACUGGCCCAGCUACAACUGGAUAAGGAUAGUGUCCACUGUGCAUUAGAAGUCUCCAGACUGCAGCUGGAAGAGUGGAAGAUCCAAGGACCCCAGGCCUAUGAAGAAGCUCUGAUGCAGAAGGCUUUGCUCCAAGAAGAGCUAGUCACCAUCCGAGCCAGAAUGUGUGACGUAUCACUGGAAAUGGACAGGGUGUGGAGUCAGUAUGAGAGAAUGGAGAGUGAACUGUCUGUUAUUCGAUCACACCUUCAGCACAUCUGCAGCUUUGGAAUGCCACAGGAACAGUCUCAGGCCCAGAGAGAGCUGUGGAUGAUGGAGGACAUCCUUGCAGGACUGAAAGUCAACAGGGAUCACUUCCGUUUCCUGUUGGGACUGCAGAGGCAUCACUUGUACCAGCCAACAUCCCCACAUCCUGGAUCUCCUGGUUCACCCACAGAGAGACUGCCAAUGGAUAUGGAUCAAGAGCCACCAGUCCGCCCACCGUUGCCCCAGGAGUUGCAGGAAAUCAGCCAGAUCAGGGAUCAGAGCCAUGGCUGGACAGAGACUUCAUAUGAGCCAAUCUACAGCCACGCUGUUGAUCCUGCACAAAGACGAGGCAACAGCCAGCCUGACCUCCUUAAUGUGAAAACACACAGAGACACAUCCGAAUCUCAUUCUUCUGCAAAAUGGACCACACCAGACACAACAAGCCAUUCAACCAAGAAGAUUAAGAUGAGUGAAGAGGAGCAGAUUGAGAGGAUGAAGAAGAAUCAGGAGAGGCUGACUAAUAAAAAGCCCCCCCUACCAACUACAGGUGCCCUUUGUCAGACAAAAGAUGUGGAAACAAAAGAAGAGGCCCCCUUUCCUCUAAGGGUGACACGGGUGGUUACAUCUGUACUACCUUCCUCUCUCAUGGCCAGACGGGUGUCCGUUGAAGACCCCCCACCUGAGUUGGACACUCCAUUGCCUGAGCAGAUCUCACAUGAACCACAGCAAAGACACGCUGAGCAAAGUAAAAAAAUGCUGAACAGGCCAUCAAGGCGGUUGUUACCGGAGAGUCCUGAUCAAAACUGUUUGGAGAUGCACCAGGGUCAGCCCAUCAAAAAGACAAUCAGACAGAAGCAUCAGGGAUUAUUUAAGUCCUCCACACAGGACUCUCAGCCAGAAGCGAGCAGAGAUGAGUCUACAGAGGCUUCCAGGAGCCAAGUUCGUGACCAAGCAGGUUUAGGGAGUAGAAGUGCAAGCUUGGAUGUCAGGGACCGGCACUCUGCCCUCCUGACCCCUGAACUGCAGCCUGACCUCUGUCUGACCCCAGAGCAGCGGGAAGCUAAACUCCGACGAGUGGAACGUAUACGAGAAAGAGUGAUACGAAGUGCAGCCAGAGAGAGUGUCACAGCACCCAAUCAACACCCAAUGUGGAGGGAGGGGCAGGACCAGGUGCCCCCUGACACAACAAGAAAGCAAAAGGCAAAAACAGACCACAAUCAUGGAAACAGUGCGGAUAAUAUCAGAAGUCCUGAGUGCUAUGGAAGAUCUCAGGACAUUGAUGAAGGACAUGAACGUGUUAGAAAAUCUAAAAGUCCUUUAGGGAACAAAACACAGCACAAAGAUUACAGUGGAAAAAAAGGGGUUGCCAAAACUAAAAUCAAACGUCCAGCUUCUCCAUAUCAUAUCUCAUCUGUGACUGUCUACCAGAGAAAUGGAGGCAAGGGAUUUAUGAGUUGCAAAGAUAAAGAGAAGCAAAAGCUUGAAGAACCCGACGUGGAUGAUAAUGAAAGUAAUUUUUCAUCCUCUGAUCUGAGAGCCAAGUGGUUCCUUUCUACCAGCCAGUGGCAAGGGUUCAUACCAUUGCAGAUCCCUGAAAUAGAGUCACUGGGCAACGAGGAGGCAUCAGACGUCGACAACCAAUCAACAGACCCUGAAGUGACUGAUUCUAAUGAAAUGUUAUCCACAGUCAGUCAAAGCUUAGAGAAAAUGAAAGAGAACCAUUCACUGUUCUAUAAGAUUGCAUGUGAUAUCAGUAUUUCAGAUACAGACAUUACAAGGAAUGAGGGAAGUUCAAACACAGAAACAACAUCUAAAGCAGAAAACGAAGAAGAACUGUUGAUCAGUGAAUCUGUACCACCAGAGCAGACCCAUAAUGCUGGCUCGUCACCUGACCCAGAGGUCAAGGAUCCCAGCUUUAGUUUACCGCCACUUGCUGGUGAAAAUAGUCUCUCAUUAAAUAGCACACAUACAGAUACAACACCUGAAAAUCCUGACCCAGCAGUUAAUACCUCAACCAGUCAAGUGAAGGAGGCAUAUAUAUGUGAAGAGAUUCCUCAAAAAGAAUGUGAGAAUGCCUCAAAAGAAGAAAGCCAGAUAGGAGUCAGAGAAAUCAACCACGGAGCUUCUGUUAAGCCCCUGGAUGAAUGUGCCAAGUCAAGAGAAGAAGACGAUGAGGCAAAAGAGUUAGAGGAAAAGAAGAUGGACCAAGAAAGACCUGAAACGCUGAAGAAAUCUAACAGUUUACGCACAGCAGACAGAAAGAGGGUCCAGGAAAGAGGUAACAGUGACCCCCUCACUCCAUCCAGUCCUAUUUAUGAGAGUGGGGGUGUGAUUCGGAGUGCUUCAUUUGGAAAGGCACGAGUAACAGUACUAAGGACAAGUUUGUAGACAGAAAACAAUGAAGACUUAAGGAGCUUAAAGGAACAAACUUAAGAAGGACGAGAACACAGUUAAAGUGAUUUGUAGACAAGAAAAAUGCCUCAAGAUGAGAGAAUGACAGAGGGAAUUUGGACCUGACUUUAGAUUAGAAAUGGGAAUUUGGGAACAAAUAUACUAAAAAUACAGUAUGUAAACUUCAACAUUACCAUUAUGCAUAAUAUUUGGUUUUAAAUAAAAUGCAUAUAUAAAGUCUUAAGAGAAUUUUAUCAAAACAAAACUGUGUACUGUAUGGAAAGAGUGUUGUUUUUGCAGUUGAUGGUGAACAGAAACUUACAGUGAAAUACAAGUAUUUGUGUUUAACUUUCAUUCCUUGAAAUAUAUGUGUCUAAUAUAAAGUGAAAACCGAGACAAUAAAUGGGGUCUGCUUUUAGAUGGCAACAUAACACUGUUAUUAUCACUGUAACAAAUUGUGCUUGUGUUUUGUACCUCAACUAUUCUGAUUAAUAAAUGUGUGGUCUGACACA